AUGAAACUUCAAGGCCUGAAACCAGAUGUGGCACUUUAUAAUAAGAUCAUUAAUGGUUUCGUUGACUUGAAUAAGUUUCAAGAGGCUGCCAACUUUCUUGAUGAAAUGGUUCUUGCUGGAAUUUCACCCAAUAGAUUAACUUGGAGCACUCAUAUUAAAGUGCAUAAUGUUGUCAUACAAGGACUUUCUGAGAGUGAUCUUAACCGGGCUUUUUAUUUGUAUCUGAGUAUGAGAACCAGGGGCCUUACGGUUGAACCUGAAGUUUUUCACUCCCUUGUCAAAGAUGAGGAGAUAUGGAAGGCUAUAUUGCGAGGUUUUCUUGAUCAAAAAAAGACUUUGGAAUCUAUUGAAAACUUUCAUAUGCAGUUGGCACAGACUAUUAAUGAGCUUCAAAAGUUGUCUUAA
This is a messenger RNA of Amaranthus tricolor (Joseph's coat), 405 nucleotides long. Its product is annotated as pentatricopeptide repeat-containing protein At5g46100-like. Gene Ontology annotation, molecular function: protein binding. The record is from RefSeq and is a predicted model, not a curated record. The coding region runs from base 1 to 405 and encodes 134 amino acids. The transcript has 2 exons. Lineage: Eukaryota; Viridiplantae; Streptophyta; Magnoliopsida; Caryophyllales; Amaranthaceae.